GCACACCCGGCGGCGCGAUGCGACCAGCUGCCCGCUGCUGGCGCUGGUCGCCGCAGCGCCGGCCGCCGCUGCUGGCCGCGGGCCCGUGCGGCGGCGGCGGCCGCGCAGAGGCUCCGUCAUUGCCCGCGGCGCGGCCGCGGGCGAGGCGGCCUCUGUGGCAGCGGCCUGCGGUGUGGCCCUGGGCCCAGUCGGCGGCGUGGACUUCGAAGGCAACGUCAUCUCAUGGCAGAACCUUGCGGGACCUCCGUCUAAGGCGACGGUCACGGAUGAGAUGCUGGCGGAGGGACGCUGACAAGCUGUGGCUCGAUCAGCUGCUGGCGGUGGCGUUCCCGCACGUGCUGGCCACCAGGAGAGCGGCGCGCGCAGGGCCGUGAAGCGGGGCCGUGUCCUGGUGGGCGGCGUUCGGGCGACCACCUGCGACGCCCCCGCCCCGCUGGCGGGCACGGAGCUCGAGGCGACUCCUGGCAAAUUGGAGGGCCUCAUGCCUGGACUGGCAGACCGCGUGGCCCAGUGGAACCGCACCCGCGCCGGCCGCGAGGAGAACCUGCUGACCGUGCUGCACCACUGCCAGGAGGAGGGCUGGGCUGUGGUCAACAAGCCCGCAGGCAUGGAGACCACCCCGGAGCACGCCCGCAACCACUCCCUCGUCCUGCAGGCCUACCUCCCCGCCCUCCUGCCGCCCCCGCCUAGCGGGGCCCACAGGCGGGGGCCGCGCCCGUGCCACCGCCUGGACCACCGCGUCUCGGGACCGGUGGUGGUGGCCACGGGGGAGGAGGCUUGCCGGAGCAUCUCCAGGGCCUUUGCGGAGCGCACGGUGCAGAAGGAGUAUCGGGCACUGGUCUGCGGGCGCGUCGGCGCCGCGGGCGACGCCUUCACGGUGGACGAGCCCGUCGGCGGCAGGGCGGCGCAGACGGAGGUGAGCGUGCUGAGGACCGCCGACUGCCCCCACUGCGGCGCCCUCUCGGAGCUGGCGCUGCGCCCGCGGCAGGGCCGGUACCGCCAGCUGCGCCUCCACUGCGCGGAGGUCCUGGGCGCCCCGAUCGUCAACGAGGACGAGGAGGUCUACGUGCUGGCGGAGGCCGAGUGGCGGCGCCGGCACGCGGGCGCGCCGCUCCCGCGCUUGGUCCGCCGUGGCAAGGGCAGCCUGUUCCUGCAGGCCGUCGAGGUGGCGUUCCCGCCGCCCCGUCGUCCCGAGGAGCUCGCCCGGGUGCGGGUGCCCGUGGCCGAGCGCUUCGGGGCGCUGCUGCGGCAGGCGCAGGGCGCCUGGGACCGCGGGUGGCGCGGCACCACGCCCCCGCAGCGGCGGGGCGGCGCGGGCGGGGCGCGGCCCGGAGGCGCCGCGGCGCGGGAGCCGCUCGGAGAUGCUCCCGCGCGGGCGGUCGAAAAGAGGCCUCCGCCCCCCCUUGUUCAGGAGCGAAAGAAGGACGUACACGUACAUGAGUCCACGCUGGCUUCGAGAGUUCGCAUUGCACGAAUGUUCGUAUCACGCGGCAGGUCUCGCGGGUCAAAGGGCCGUGUUCAUGUACAUAGUUGGUGCGGCAGGCUCGAGCCGUCGUCGUCGUCGUCGUGUCUCGCCUUUUCUGCUGCCUCACGUAGGCCCUCGUCGGCACAGGUGGGUCCGCUUCGAAAAUUUGGUCAGUGCUCAAUCCUGUGGGCUGGUUUUGAAGACGGAGGGCUCAGACCACCAGGCGUCGCUGAAUGA
Prorocentrum cordatum is the source of this 1702-nucleotide messenger RNA. The record is from the annotation of a GenBank genome assembly. Lineage: Eukaryota; Dinophyceae; Prorocentrales; Prorocentraceae.